Molecule: messenger RNA, 1375 nt
Organism: Panthera uncia (snow leopard)
Lineage: Eukaryota; Metazoa; Chordata; Mammalia; Carnivora; Felidae
Product: chymotrypsinogen B-like
Exons: 8
Coding region: 1-1320 (439 amino acids)
Biological process (GO): proteolysis
Molecular function (GO): serine-type endopeptidase activity
Source: RefSeq, a predicted model, not a curated record
AUGUCGCAGGUGGUCGCCCGGAGGAGGUCAAAGGGCACCAAUGAGCCCACAAGGCAGGGGGCCAGGGCUGAGAGGCCGAGGGGGGCAACCGAGGAAGGAAGGCCCAGGUGGAGGCACUGUCGGGAGAGGCUGGCCCUGAUGCUGCGGCCCCCGGACGGCCCGAGCCAGCAGGUGGCUGAGGCCUUGGGAACAGACUGCCCGCCCGCGCCCCACCCCCCCGCGCCGCUCGCGCGCCCUGAGAGGUCUGAGAAAGCGCGCAGCUGCAGGUGGAGGCGGGGAGGGCGAGCCCGCACCUGCGCCCACUCCUGCCGGGGGCGGGGCCAGAGGUUCACUGGGGCGGGGCCCGGGCCCUCCACCCCGCCCCGCCGCGACCCCAGACCCACCCGAGGGACCCCUUUGCCUGCGCCCUUCCCUGCCUUACGACGCCAAGGCUCCUCCGCGCCUGCGCGCAGAGCGCCUCUUCACGGGCGCAGCUCGGCCUCGGCUACGGCCGGCCCCUGCCCAGCAGCCUCUCGUCGGCGUCCCGGGACAAGCCGACGGGUGUCUGCGCCCAGAAGUUGUUCAGCAAAUCAAGUUUACGAAUGUGGGGUCCCCGCCAUCGAACCCGUGCUGAAUGGCCUGUCCAGGAUCGUCAAUGGCGAGGACGCUGUCCCGGGCUCCUGGCCCUGGCAGGUGUCCCUGCAGGAUAAAACCGGCUUCCACUUCUGCGGGGGCUCCCUCAUCAGCGAGGACUGGGUGGUCACUGCUGCCCACUGUGGUGUCAGGACAUCCCACGUGGUCGUGGCUGGGGAGUUUGACCAGCACGCAAAUGAGGAGAACAUCCAGGUCCUGAAGAUCGCCAAGGUUUUCAAGAACCCCAAGUUCAACAUGCUGACCAUCCGUAACGACAUCACCCUGCUGAAGCUGGCCACGCCUGCCCGCUUCUCCGAGACCGUGUCCCCUGUGUGCCUGCCCGCGGCUACGGAUGAGUUCCCCCCUGGUUUGCUGUGCGCUACCACGGGCUGGGGGAAGACCAAGCACAAUGCCAACAAGACCCCCGACAAGCUGCAGCAGGCGGCCCUGCCCCUCCUGUCCAACGCCGACUGCAAGAAGUUCUGGGGCAGCAAGAUCACGGACGUGAUGAUCUGCGCCGGGGCCAGCGGCGUCUCGUCCUGCAUGGGCGACUCUGGCGGCCCCCUGGUCUGCCAGAAGGACGGAGCCUGGACCCUGGUGGGCAUCGUGUCCUGGGGCAGCGGCACCUGCUCCACCUCCGUCCCCGCCGUGUACGCCCGCGUCACCGAGCUCAUUCCUUGGGUUCAGGAAAUUCUUGCCGCCAACUGAGCCUCUUUCUCCCACCGUCCCAACCCCGAGUGUUUCCAAUAAAAGCAUGUGACGG